This is a messenger RNA of Danio aesculapii, 5025 nucleotides long. It is a transcript of the gene syt1a, whose product is annotated as synaptotagmin Ia. Bases 420 to 1679 code for a protein of 419 amino acids. The transcript has 11 exons. Gene Ontology annotation, cellular component: dense core granule; synaptic vesicle membrane; axon. Gene Ontology annotation, biological process: calcium ion-regulated exocytosis of neurotransmitter; cellular response to calcium ion; regulation of calcium ion-dependent exocytosis. The record is from RefSeq and is a predicted model, not a curated record. Lineage: Eukaryota; Metazoa; Chordata; Actinopteri; Cypriniformes; Danionidae. Gene Ontology annotation, molecular function: syntaxin binding; phosphatidylserine binding; clathrin binding.
UAAUUCAGGACUGGUUGCAUGCACGGUCUGGUUUUUAAGAGGGAUAGCACAUUGCCAUGCACACUACUCCCUACAGGCUCAGCAGAGAAUAGCGACAACAGCAGCUCUCUUGCUCUCUCUCACUCCGGCUCUCUCCACCUCUACCAGACAAGACUCCUCCUCUCCAUCUCUCUGUGACUCCCUCUCUCCUGCAUAUGAUCUGUACUUCACUUCCUCCCAGCUGAAGCAGGAGAUAACAGCACGCUAUAUACAGAGAGCACAAAGGAAAAACCAGAGAAGAAAGGGACGAGACGGCUGUGCUUUUUUGUAGAUCAGAAGAACGCUGCUCCCCGUGACUUCACUGAGAGAAAGAGUCUGAGGCCAGCUUCAGCAGCAAGCUACCUUGAGUUAAAGCUUCUGCCUGGCUCCCACAUCCAGCGAUGAGUCGAAGGGAGGCUCGGGUGGGGAACCCUGCGCCCACCGCAGCGCCUGAGGUACCGGGCAACAGCACAGAGGCAGCAGGACCUGGACCCCGUGAGACCAAAGAUGAGAUGUUCUCUAAAGUCAAAGACAAGUUCAUGAAUGAACUGCACAAAAUCCCACUGCCAUCAUGGGCUAUCGUUGCCAUUGCAUUCGUUGCUGUUGUACUAGUUGUCUCCUGCUGCUUCUGCAUCUGCAAAAAGUGGAUAUUCAAGAAGAAGAACAAGAAAAAGGGCAAAGACAAGGGCAAGAAUGCCAUCAACAUGAAGGACGUGAAGGACGGUAUUAAAACCGAGGCCUUGAAGGAUGAGGAUGAUGCAGAAACAGGGCUGACGGAUACAGAGAAAGAGGUGGAACCUAAGGAAGAAGAGAAACUUGGCAAAUUACAGUACUCCAUGGAUUACAAUUUCACAGAGAAUACGCUCAUAGUGGGGAUUAUCCAAGCAGCAGAACUGCCCGCCAUGGAUAUGGGUGGUACCUCUGACCCAUACGUGAAGGUCUACCUUCUUCCAGAUAAGAAGAAGAAAUUUGAGACCAAGGUCCACCGGAAGACGUUGAAUCCUGUUUUCAAUGAGCAGUUCACCUUUAAGGUUCCCUACACUGAGCUCGGAGGGAAGACUUUGGUGAUGACAGUAUACGACUUUGACCGCUUCUCCAAACACGAUGCCAUCGGAGAUGUGAAGGUGCCCAUGAAUAAAGUCGACUUUAGUCACGUGACUGAGGAGUGGAGGGACCUCCAGAGCGCUGAAAAAGAAGAGCAAGAGAAGCUGGGCGACAUCUGUUUCUCUCUGCGGUAUGUGCCCACUGCUGGCAAACUGACCGUGGUCGUUCUGGAGGCCAAGAACCUGAAGAAGAUGGAUGUCGGUGGCCUGUCAGAUCCUUACGUCAAGAUUCAUCUGAUGCAGAAUGGCAAACGGCUGAAAAAGAAGAAGACGACAAUCAAAAAGAACACCCUCAACCCUUACUACAACGAGUCCUUCAGUUUCGAAGUGCCAUUCGAACAAAUCCAGAAAGUUCAAGUUGUUAUAACUGUUCUGGACUAUGACAAGAUUGGCAAGAACGAUGCCAUCGGGAAGGUGUUUGUGGGCUUGAACAGCACAGGCACCGAGCUCCGUCACUGGUCAGACAUGCUGGCCAACCCGAGGAGACCCAUCGCGCAGUGGCACGUGCUUAAACCCGAGGAGGAAGUGGAUGCCCUGCUGGCAGCUCAGAAAAAAUAGAGCAGUCCUCGGCCAAACCCCUGCCCCCCUCCCCUUCCCACAGUCCCGCCCGUGUAGUGCUCUUUACCCAGUGCGUGUAAAUACCUCAGUGAUAUAAGGAUCCAUGCACCCUCACUCCUAAUUUGGUGUCUAAGAAAAGCCGCCUUCUCGGACCACCCCUGAGAUGUUGUGUUGUUAUGUCGUUUUCGACCCUCGGCCCUUCCUUCUGUCGAUAAACUCUUCUCUGUCCUUUAUCGUUUCGCCUUCAUCCACGACCUUAAUAUCCCCGACCAAACGCCCCCUUCUUUUAAGCAAUAUGAUCUGUAUAGAUAGCGCAUGAGUGGAGGAAUUUAUUGUACCACAGGUGUAUAUAUCAGUAUGCAGACUCAAAUGAUUUCUAGUUUAUGUGUUUGUAUGUUGUUACCCGUUUCCUAAUCUGUGUAUAUCUCGAUGUUUUUAAUAAGAUGUUCUAUUUUAAAUGAUGUAAAUGCAGACAUAGAAGAGCCAAUAUUAUAUAUAACGGGAUUGAAGAAUUUUACCUAAUUGCAUUCCAGUAAAAUAUAGGAUAGAUAUAUAUCUAUAUCUAUAUAAAUAUUUACGAAUGGAAGAAAUCCAACCUGCAAGACGCUAGUGGAGGUACACUUACUUCGUAAAGGACGGUUUGCACUUCAUGUUUACUUAAAAACAAAAAAAAAUGCAUACAAAUGUACUGAAAGCGUCAAACACACACACACACACGCACACACACACAACACAAAGGCCAUUAACUGAUAUGGUUUCAUUGUAUAAAUAUUAUAUGCUGCUGACAAUUAUACAAGCACAUGAUUUCGUAAGAACUUUUUGUACUGAUUUAUCAAACUGAGGACCUGUACGCUUCGCUUAAACCACUUUAAUCGAAGAAUUACUUGAUGAAAACCAAUCAGCCUUUUUUUUCUUUGAUUUGUCAUACGGUGAUGCUGUUACCUUUCAGUAAAACGGGUCCCCGGGUUGCUUCUUUCUUCUUUUCUGUCCUUUGACUCCCUCACCUGGUUCGACACAUUGAAGAAAAAGGAAAUUGCUCCUACAUUGGGACAGUCUCGAGCUGUAGCCAUUGUGUUCUAGAAGCUUGAUUUUGUGAACGGCUUGCUUUCUCGUUACGUUGUUGGACUGAUUCUGUUGCGGUUGAGCCUCCAAAAAUUGAAACCAAGAGUUUUGGCUCUAGCUUUAAGACGAGUCAUUUUUUUUUCGAUUCAGUCAGCGUGCGAGUAUUUUUGGUAACUGCAUGAUUUCUUUAUUUUUUUUACAAUCUUUGCUAAAGGCUGGGUAAAGGGGGGAUUUAUUUACACCGGGGCGUCUGUUUCAAGAGACUCCCUUGCCUUCAAUCAAUAGGUAAUCAAAAGGAAACUAUGGGAGCGGAGGAGGAGAGGCGAGCUUUUAAACACUGCCAUUGUUUUUAGGGAGGUACGAGACGUACGCUACGCCUCCCUCCACGCACACUCCACUUUGUAAAAGUGGUCGUAGCUUCAGUUCAUCGGUGAACAAUGUAUUUUGGCCGCAGCGGUGCCCUAAACAGCAGUUUUUGCUUUGUGUUGCCUUCUCACAGUGACAAUAGAGUUAGCCAUGCUUUACUGCCAAUCCUUUUCCCCCGUGGCUACUGUUUUGCACUGUACCGUCUUUGAAGAGACAAUAGCUUGUCGGGACGUCCGUUGAGUCAAAAGCGCGCGAUCGUUAGCGAAUCUUUAACAAUAACCGUAAAAGUUAAUGGUCUGUACAGGUGAUAACAUUACAUUCAAAUGUCCUUUACUACGGGUCUAACAAGAGGGCGAGUAGACGUCGAGUCCAUUAAACCCAUGAGUUAUCUUGGAGGAACCUCUUGCGUACACUAGAUGCUAGCUUCAGGAGGAGUUUCUACGUGUUUUCAAUGUUACUGUGUAGGUGAUAGCACUGUUACAUAAAACAAAAGAAGACAAAAAAAGCUGUUUGUCAUUCCAUAGGAGUCUUUAAGGACUGAGUUGUGUAUCACUGUGACUGCGGUGUGUGCUUAGCGUUGUAGUUUUCAGUAGGUAGCUGCCAUCUUGUACUAUAGUGAUGUCGUGCUACCAUCCCCAAUCACACAACGAGAGCACGAGAGAGCGAAAUGGACAGUUUUUUUCUUUUUGAAUAAAAGCGUGCGCUCGCGCGGGUCACUUCACAUAGCGUUUUGUUGAGCACUGUGCAAUAUUUGUAUGUUCAUUCCCUUUCGUCGAAACGGACGGCAUCGCUCAACAAGGGGGCGAAAAAUAAUGAAAAAAAAAGAAAAGACACAACCCCUAGCAGCGAGACGAUGCAUCCAUAGACCGUAGUCCGGUUAGGUCACAGCACACGUGUGUGUAGUUCGGAGCUCAACAUCUGUAAACUUGUUAAAGAUUCCUCCGUUAUUUUCCCAGUUGAGUUUUCCCGCGCACACAGAUUUAACCAUCCAAACAUUCGGGUAAACAAACGUAUAUGUAGGAUGUAUCCCAAAUAUGAGAUAAUUUAUCUACCCACCUAUCUAUCUAUCUAUCUAUCUCUCUCUCUAUAUAUAAAUAAAUAUAGAAAUGAUAUAAAUAUAUAUAUAUAAAUCCUUCCCUUUCAGAAUAGCUGUAUAUAUUUUUAUAUUUGUCCUGAUAUCAUUUCCUCAUUAUUGAGACCACCUGGUUGUAAGAGAAUUGUCGUUAUCAAUCUUGUUAUGGAAACUCUCUGUUGUACUAUGAAUAUGAUUGGCUGUACCAUUUUGUUAUCGCUGUUAUGAUUACACUCAUGACUAUUACCUGGUUAUCGUUCCUUUAGUGCCCUAUCGAAGACCAUUUUAUAUUUAUUAUGGAACUCAGAAUGUACAGUAUGGACUGUGUGUGUUUCGUUUCUACUUUUUAUCGUGGGACCAAGUAUAGUUGGCACUUUCAUUUCAAUGUUGCAAUAAAUAUCGAUUCAUGUGUUUAAUUGAGAGCCGAUUUGAUUUCUUACCCUGUCCGAGAGAUAAUCUCGAAGAAAUGUCCAUAAUGUGUAAUCGCGACUAUAGGUACAAUUAUUAAUGGAGCGCUCCUGCGUUAACCGACUUGUGUACUCUCAUUUAUAUCAGUAUCUACGAUAUCCUAACGUGAGGCUUGUUUGUAAAACAAGGAUAAAAAUGCAGUUUUCGAGUCACACUCGUUCCUAUUCGUACGGCAGAAAGGUGGUGCUGCACUAUCAGGUGUCUGCGCUUUAGGCGCAGAACUGGACGAACAGUAGAAGACAGCAUCGCUGGUCGCACCUCAGAGGUCUGUAAGUAGUCUGAAAAGCCAUUUCUAGCCCUGCAAAGCAACGCUAUCUUUUACCGAAGCCUACCAAAGCACGCAAACAGCUCCGACAAGCGCACCCGACAACUUGAAGA